UCGUCCCUUAGGUGCCCACAACCCACCGUUCGCUGCCCGCUGCCGACUCGUCGCUUAUUGGGCCGUUGCCCCGAACCCACCCGCUUCUUCGCCCUCGCCCUCACCCGCCCACCCCCCGUCCCCCGUCCCCCGUCCCCAAUUCUUGGGCGCUCAGAAGCGCGCCGAAUCAUGGACGGCUCCUUCGGGCAACCUCAACGCUUUCCCGGAUACGGCGAUGGCUUCCACCGGCACUCGCAGAGCAGCGGCGACCAACAACUGAGCAAUCUCGAUUUCUCUGCCAUGGCCCAGAGCCAGCUUUCACACCAGACCAUGGCGCAUAUGGGCACCGAUCCAUCGCGGAUGAACACGGGCAGCGUGGCCUACGAGUCGCACGACGAUCUCUGCGUAGACGCCUGCAUGGGCGUCGGCCUCUACAAUGGCUUCCAACAGUUCAACCAUCGCGGGGCUCCAGCUUCUCUGGCGCCGCAGACGCGAUGGCAAAACAACCAAUAUCAAAUGGACCUCAGCACCAUGCCCCUCCAGCAGCACCAGUUCCAUACCGAUCUUGACCUGUCGAACCCGUACCAGCAGUGUUUUGACCACCACAUGUCUUCCACCAUGGCCUCGCACUGCGAGGAGGAGGAUUGCCAAUCAAUGAGCGCCAGCGGGUGCUGUGACAGCGAGUGUACCAUGACGGGCAAGUGCACCGGGGAAGAAUGUGAAACCGAAGAGGACGCUUGUACAGACCAGAACUGCCCCUCGCGGCCUGUUGUUCAUGUACCGGAGGAGGUUCGUGAUGGGGCUGCUGCCCUCAUCUCGAUCAACCACGCGCCUGCAAUAAAUAACCUAGGCUGCGGUCUGGCCCAGCCCUCUCAAAACAACUUUUUACUAUCGCCUCCCUGGAACGCGGUGGGCAGCGUUGCAAACCACUUGCUAAUUGCUCACGACGAUUCAAACUUGCAGCCUUGCACCACACCAUGUCCACUGGGGGAUCCUUCCAUCUAUACCCAAUGUCACAUGCCCGUCUUCAACAAUACCGAUGCUUUCAACCAGUUCAACCUCCAGCAGAUGAACCAGUUGAACCAAAUAAACCAAAGGAAUCAGCUCAACCAGAUGUUACAAGAGUGUGGAGCUCAGUACCACGACCCGGAGGCUUAUGCGGCCCAUUUCUUCUCUCAUCACAAAGUCCAAUUCGCGAACAUGCCGCCGCCACCAAGUACAAGGCCUGGUCAAAUGAGGGGCUUUCAGAACCAUAACAUCAUUUCAUCGAGGGAAACAAUGUCACCCCCAGAACCAGCCCUGGACACCUCUGACACCACAGCCUCACUCGGGACUCCCUCACCAUUAACCCCUACGUCGACUAACGUUGAAAUGACCGACGUCAAGCACAGUCGAAGCCUCUCCAUAGUCACGUCAACAGACGACGACGACAAUGUCAAGAUGGAAACAGAAGAACACCGCUGUCUCUGGCGGGAAGAAGGCGCUUCUGAAAUCUGCGGGUUUGUUUUCGACGACGCCGAGGCGUUGUUCAGACACGCAUCCAACUGCCACAUCAAACAUGCGCAAAAGCGUCCAGGGGAUCAGGGGUUCAGAUGUGGGUGGGAUGACUGCCCGCGGAGUGCUCCGGGUGCGAGUGGUUUUCCGCAGAGGAGUAAAAUCGAAAGACAUAUGCAGACACAUAUAGGGCGUAAGAUCCCCCCUCCCUCUCCCCUUCCCAUCCCUGUUGAGUUGCUAACAAACCCCAUAGACAAACCACACAUCUGCCCCGUCUGCCAAAAGGGCUUCUCGGCAAAACAAGCCCUGACUCAACACCUGUUUAUCCACAGCAACGAAAAGCCUCUUUCUUGCAGCCUAUGCAGCAAAACGUUUCGUUACCCUUCUGCUCUCACAAUGCACCAAAGAGUCCACAGCGGCGCUAAGCCCCUCACCUGCCCUGUUUGUGGUAAAGGGUUCAGCGAGUCGAGCAACCUGUCGAAACACAAGCGGACGCACGAGGUGAAAGGGAGGUUUAACUGCUUGGUGGAGGGGUGUGACAGGAACUUUCACAGGCAGGACCAGCUGAGGAGGCAUAUGAAGACGCAUAAUCUAGGGAGGGGGGACAGUGGGGGGGAGGAGGGGGGGGAUAUGAGGUCUAGUGAGGCUCCUGAGAUGGAGGGGAGUCAGGGGGAGGAGACGUGA
Podospora anserina S mat+ is the source of this 2157-nucleotide messenger RNA. RefSeq lists its product as uncharacterized. The transcript has 3 exons. The record is from RefSeq and is a predicted model, not a curated record. Gene Ontology annotation, biological process: regulation of transcription by RNA polymerase II. Gene Ontology annotation, molecular function: RNA polymerase II cis-regulatory region sequence-specific DNA binding; DNA-binding transcription factor activity. The annotation marks the transcript as partial. NCBI's taxonomy places the organism in Eukaryota, Fungi, Ascomycota, Sordariomycetes, Sordariales, Podosporaceae.